AGCAUCAUAAAAUGGCUGCCAAUCCUGAUUACCAAGCAAUUGAUUUGCCAAGAGAUAGAGAUAAAGAAAAUAGAGGUUCUGUGCCAGGGGAAACGGAUAAAAUGCUGGCAACCCAAGUAACUGAUAACAUGAGCUCUGAUGAAACGAGGUAAGAGGAGUAUCCUAUGAAAUAUCUAUAGUCAGGGAAGUGUUACCAAUUUAAUUAUGUGAAAGAAAAACUAGCCAUUUUAGAACAACAUUUGUAGCUAUAAAAUUGCAUGUUUUGUGAUUGUAUUCCAUUAUAAAUAUGAACAGUUAUGUCCAAAUAAAGUAGGCUUUUAACUCAAGCUGGAGUUGAAAAUGUUAUUAUGUUUGUAUCAGGGAAGGAAGUAAAAAAACACCAGUGUCUUACAACAUGGAUAGUGAUCGGUCCAUGCGUCAACCAAUAACAUUCAACAGUGGAAUCCGUACAUCUGUGAAAUGGUGAGACGCUGUCUUCUGAAAUAUUUAUGUAAAACAUUAGUCAAACUCUCUUUGUUUUGUUGUACUUUAAUAACAGAGUUGGCUCACAAACUGACCUGCAAACUUCUACUCUCCUGAAAAAAAUUAACAUUAACUAGACAAUAUUAAUUUUUAGAGAUCUAACCACUUUUGACAAACAUUUCAGACCCUGGUCUUCUCUCUCUCUCUUGCUCUGUUGUUGCUAGGAGCCAGCAAGUAGAGACAGAGUACCAAGUGUUUACAGUCGGCUCAGCAGAAUGUGAGGUUGAUUUAUAUGGAUCUGGUCUUCAUACAAAUCAGAGGUACAGUAUGUAUGCCCAUAAUGCAAACCAGAUAUACACCUUUGUUUUGGUGUUAUGAGGAAGCCUAGCCUGAACUAUUUAUUUAUUUCCUAUAGUGUAAAAGUGUUUGUUGUUCAUAGUACUGAAUGCUGUCUUAUCUACUAUCAUGUACCAUCAUGGGGUGGCAGAUAGCCUAGCGCUUAAGAGCGUUGGGCCAGUAACCGAAAGGUUGCUGGUUCGAAUCCAGCGACCAAUCUGUCGAUGUGCCCUUGAGCAAGGGCACAAUUAACCCUAAUUGCUCCUGUGAGUCACUCAAAUGUAAAACACUUUUUUUUAUGUAAUGCUGUUAAUCCUUUGCUAUGGACAUGCAUGUGUUCUAAACACUUCAUGAGUAAAAUUACCCUAUCAAAUAAACUUGCAUGUAACGGGUGGCUUCAUUCAGCUUUAACCUUUCUACAGCCCUACCUUUGAGGACCCUGCUUUAGGCCAGAUGGAAGAUAGGAGAAUAGUACAUCGUACCAGACUGGACUGUACCAUAUGUAUGCAGCGCAGUGACAAAGCUGUGAAGUUCUGCGAGGAUUGCAAGGCUACUUUCUGUGAGAACCAUGUUAGAGACCACUACCAGGCCCCAGGACUGAUGAAACACACAUUGGUGGAGGCCACUGAAGGAUGGAAAACCAUUCCAAAUGUAGACGAUCACGUCCAUGAAACGUAUGUUGGAACAGAACAAACUGCGACUCAGGUUUGUGUGAAAUGUCUAUUUGGUCCCCUGAUAGAAAUGGUCAAGAAAGGUAUUGACUAGGGUUGCAAAAUGACGGUAACUUUCCUUAAAUUCCCCAGUCUUCCAGAAAUGAGGAUUCCGGAUUUCCUCCUUAUUUCCUACUUAUUCAGGAAAUCUUCCAACAAAGAUUUCUGGAAAACCUGUGAAUUUGGGAAAAGUUACCAAAAAUGAGCAAUCCUAAUAGUGACCUACAGUACAUGAUGUACUUACAUGACUCUCCUUCAUAGGUCUGCUCAUGGAAAACAGCCUUCUUUUCCAGUCUUCUGGGGAUUCUCAUACUGGUACUUGCCCUGGUAGGACUUGUAUGUUAUACACACCUGUGUGUCACUGUACACGGUGAGUUUAUUAAUUGUUAUUUCUUUAUUUCUCGUUUUGUCCCAGUAUUAAUAUUUUUCACUUAUUCAAUUUAACCUUUUAACUUGUACAAUUUGAAAACCUCUUUUAAAUGCCCCGCAUGCAUCUCUGCAGGGUCUGAGGUGGGAUUUCAGCAACGGAUUGUUCUGUUGGGGAAGACUGGAUCAGAGAAGAGAGCAGCAGGAAACACCAUCCUGGGGAGAGAGGCCUUUAAAAUGGAGGCUUCACCUUUGUAUGGGUCAGAGUGUGAGGAACAAGAUGCUGUUGUGGGCCGAAAUAACAUAACUAUGAUUAACACCCCAGAUGUGUUGCCGUCUGAGGAAGUUGCAGGUAAAGUAGCUGAAUGCAUCAACAUCUCAACACCUCACGUCUUCCUGCUAGUG
Coregonus sp. 'balchen' is the source of this 2279-nucleotide messenger RNA. NCBI's taxonomy places the organism in Eukaryota, Metazoa, Chordata, Actinopteri, Salmoniformes, Salmonidae. The record is from the annotation of a GenBank genome assembly.